Messenger RNA from Mytilus trossulus (common blue mussel), 1677 nucleotides. RefSeq lists its product as uncharacterized. The transcript has 7 exons. Gene Ontology annotation, molecular function: cysteine-type endopeptidase activity. Bases 64 to 1476 code for a protein of 470 amino acids. Gene Ontology annotation, biological process: proteolysis. Lineage: Eukaryota; Metazoa; Mollusca; Bivalvia; Mytilida; Mytilidae. The record is from RefSeq and is a predicted model, not a curated record.
GUCUCUGAUUAAACACUGUCACUGUGUAUGCUGUUAACAAGUUAAAGGAUUUUAUUUGGCAAAAUGAAGUGUGUUAACCCUGACUGUAAAGCUGAACUAGCACCAACUGAUAAUUUUUGUGGACAGUGCAGACAAAAAGUAGAAAAAAAUCAGCAUGACUUAAAGAAAUGUCCUCAUUGUAAAUCCCUUCAAAAAGCUUCAGUAAAGUAUUGCAGUAAUUGUUCUAAUGAGAUAUACAAGGAAAUAAAUUGUGAGGUUAAUCCUGAAAAAAGUCAUUCUGAAAAUAGUUUGCCACUAAAAUCAGAAAAUAUUGAAAAUAGUCCAGAGAACAGAACAGAUAUUGAUGCUGUAGAUGAAUUAGAUGGUCGUGACAGAAGUGAUCAUCAACAGCCUACAGUACUAAAUUCAACAGUUGAACAAGGAGAUUUGAAGCCAGCUGAAGCAAGAGGAGUAGUAGUAAUCUGUACCCAUGCUACUUUUGUAAAUAACAAAACUGCCAGUUUGACAGAAAGACAAAGUGCUACUAACGAUAAUGAUAUGAUGAAGGAGAUUUGGAAGUUAUAUGAUGACUGUGAAGUUCUUGCAUUUGAGGAUGAAUCCAGUAGCUUUUACGAUUCAGAACUGGAGGAAAAGAUUAAAGAAAAGGUGAAAGAGAUACCAGAGAUAAAGUAUUUUGUAUUUGUGUUGAGCACCCAUGGAGAAGAUAAGCCAGAAGUAAAAUUGCAUGAUAAACCAGAAGGUGAAUUCCAUGAUAAAGGCAAUCUGCAUCAUCGUCAUUUCUUUUACACAAACGAUGGCCAGUUUGAAACUCAGAAAUUAAUGACAAAGAUAGAUGGUAUAGAUGGAGUAAAAGGGAAAAUGAAGUUGUUUUUUAUUCAGGCAUGUAGGAGUAGAUAUGGUAAAAAACUGGAUAAUGUAGACUUAGGAUGUGAUGUGAUUGUUACAUACCCUAAAGGUCACUUUCCAGAAAAGACAACAGAAACAGGCGGUAUCAAUAAACCAGAUGCACGUGCAGAUUAUACAGAAUUUGAUGAGGUUUAUAAUAAAACACCAGAACUUAACACUGAGAAUAAAGUUGAUGAACCUAAGGAAAGUGUGAUAUCAGAGAUUCUCCCUGAUGUAGUUCUUUCACAUUUUGAAGAUUGUGUUGUUGUAUUUGGAUCUUUUACAGGAAAACAAGCUUACAGGAAAGAUAAUAGUCCUGAUGAAGGAGGAGGUUGGAUGAUAAAAGCAUUACAUACUACCUUGGACUCAUACCACAAACAAGAAGCUGUACACAAUGUACACAUUAUUGACAUACUUACAGAAAUAAAUAAAGCUGUUAGUAUGCUAAGUGUAUUAGCACCUAACGACAUACUUGAAGAGAUGAAUAUGGCAAAAAGUGAAGAUUAUCAACUUAAAGCACAGUCAUGUUUUUUCCACAAUUUGGCUCUUGAAGAUGAGCAUAUGACCCUGCAUAAGACAAAGACAAAAUAAGAUGUUGAAUGAAUUAAAUAAUUUUUUUCAUUCAACUUGACUACAGUUGUCUAAUUUCAUGCAUUAGAUCACACCAUUAUGUAAUAGUUUUUGACUUUCAAUUAAUCUUUUCAAGAGGCAGAAUGAGGAUACCAAAUCCAAAGUCAAAGAAAGAAAGACUAUGGGGGAAAAGAUGAAAUACUAGUUACCUUUUAAUUUUAA